UAGAGUUUGGAACUGCGCAUUUGUUUUAAGUCGCUCUGUCUAGUAGGUCGCGUAAGCAAAUAAUAAGCGGUCGGUGUGCAUUGAAACUUUUGUUGUUAAGUUUUAAUAGUAAAUAUGAGGGAAAUAGUUCAUAUACAGGCUGGCCAAUGUGGCAAUCAAAUUGGUGCUAAGUUCUGGGAGGUAAUUUCCGAUGAGCAUGGUAUUGAUCCCACUGGUACCUACCACGGUGACUCCGAUCUGCAACUGGAGCGCAUCAAUGUGUACUACAAUGAAGCAACAGGCGGCAAGUACGUGCCAAGAGCGAUCCUCGUCGAUCUUGAGCCUGGAACUAUGGAUUCGGUACGCUCAGGUCCUUUCGGUCAAAUCUUCAGACCUGAUAACUUCGUCUUCGGGCAGUCAGGCGCAGGCAACAACUGGGCUAAAGGCCAUUACACAGAAGGUGCAGAACUAGUGGACUCUGUCUUAGAUGUAGUCAGAAAGGAAGCAGAAGGAUGCGACUGUCUUCAAGGCUUUCAGUUGACACACUCGCUCGGAGGCGGCACAGGAGCCGGCUUGGGAACCCUUCUCAUCUCAAAGAUUCGAGAGGAGUAUCCCGAUCGUAUUAUGAAUACUUUUAGUGUGGUACCCUCGCCCAAAGUAUCUGACACUGUAGUCGAGCCCUACAACGCUACCCUGUCUGUGCAUCAGCUAGUAGAAAACACUGACGAAUCUUACUGCAUCGACAACGAGGCACUUUACGAUAUUUGUUUCCGUACUCUGAAGCUGACCACACCGACCUAUGGGGAUUUAAAUCAUUUAGUAUCAGCGACGAUGUCGGGCGUCACCACUUGUCUUAGGUUCCCUGGUCAACUGAACGCUGAUUUGAGGAAACUUGCUGUGAACAUGGUCCCAUUCCCUCGUCUCCACUUUUUCAUCCCUGGGUUUGCGCCGUUGACGUCUAGAGGGAGUCAGCAGUACCGAGCUCUGACUGUACCGGAGUUGACGCAACAGAUGUUUGAUGCUAAGAAUAUGAUGGCUGCGUGUGACCCUCGCCACGGGAGGUACCUAACUGUAGCAGCUGUGUUCAGGGGUCGUAUGUCAAUGAAAGAGGUAGAUGAGCAGAUGAUGAACAUUCAGAACAAGAAUUCUUCAUACUUCGUGGAGUGGAUUCCGAACAACGUGAAGACCGCAGUGUGCGACAUCCCGCCUCGAGGUUUGAAGAUGUCUGCCACUUUCAUUGGGAACUCGACAGCUAUCCAGGAGCUGUUCAAGCGUAUUUCUGAGCAAUUCACUGCUAUGUUUAGACGUAAGGCGUUCUUGCAUUGGUACACCGGUGAGGGGAUGGAUGAGAUGGAGUUUACGGAGGCUGAGAGUAACAUGAAUGACUUGGUGUCGGAAUACCAGCAGUACCAGGAUGCCACCGCUGAGGAGGAGGGUGAAUUUGAUGAAGAGGAGGAAGGUGGUGAUGAAGGAGACUAGACUACUUUUGUGUCCUUUUGUUAAGACUUGCAUUAUAUUUUAUAUUUUGUA
Messenger RNA from Spodoptera frugiperda (fall armyworm), 1509 nucleotides. Its product is annotated as tubulin beta chain. The coding region runs from base 115 to 1458 and encodes 447 amino acids. NCBI's taxonomy places the organism in Eukaryota, Metazoa, Arthropoda, Insecta, Lepidoptera, Noctuidae. The record is from RefSeq and is a predicted model, not a curated record. The transcript has 2 exons. Gene Ontology annotation, molecular function: GTPase activity; structural constituent of cytoskeleton; GTP binding. Gene Ontology annotation, biological process: mitotic cell cycle; microtubule cytoskeleton organization. Gene Ontology annotation, cellular component: microtubule; cytoplasm.